Protopolystoma xenopodis is the source of this 339-nucleotide messenger RNA. Lineage: Eukaryota; Metazoa; Platyhelminthes; Monogenea; Polystomatidea; Polystomatidae. The record is from the annotation of a GenBank genome assembly.
AUGUCGACUCUGAUAACCUGCGCAAUCGUUAUGUGGCUGGGUGGACAUACGGUAGAAGCGAAAGAAAGAAAGAGAGAAAGAGAGAAAGAUAGAGAGAGAGACUUUUGGCAGACGACCGCAAGGCUUGAGUUGGCCGAACAUGUAUCACAACCGGUGAGAGGUGACCGAAUCAGCCGCCCAGCCCGGCGGGAAGUCGAAGAGGCCGGAACUCGGAGCCGGACCCGCUCGUGGAUGAUCUGGCGUCGGACUGGGACAUGCUUACGCCCGAUUGGUUGCCGCGUCCGAUUGCGACCGAUUGUUGAUGGGGGUGGGUGGAGAGAAGGUCUCCAAUCUGUCUAG